AUGGCUGAACAUCUCCAUGCCCGUAACGAUGCCUUGAAGACCAAUGGCUUCUCUUUCAAUGGCAUUCGUACCCAGAUCAACAUCACGCCACGGGGCUCCGACUGGUACUUUACUGUCUGUGCUGUCAUGACAGUCUCCUCCAUCGUCUUCGUCGGAAUGGGAUUGAGGAAGCCACGAACCCACCGCGUCUUCCACUACAUUACUGCGUCUAUCACUAUGGUUGCAGCCAUCGCAUACUUCACCAUGGGCGCCAACUUGGGUUGGGCUCCCACCGCAGUCGAGUACCAGCGCAGUGACCACGAGGUUGCGGGCAGGUACCGCGAGAUCUUUUAUGUUAGAUAUAUCGACUGGUUCAUUACCACUCCUCUACUUCUCAUGGAUCUUCUUCUUACUGCUGGCAUGCCAUGGCCUACUGUCCUUUAUGUCAUACUUGUCGACGAAAUCAUGAUUGUCACUGGUUUGGUUGGAGCCUUGGUUACUACUUCGUACAAAUGGGGAUAUUUUACUUUUGGAUGCAUUGCUCUGGCCUACAUCGUUUACCAGCUCGCUUGGGAAGCUCGAAUUCACGCCAACCAUGUCGGCCCUGAUGUUGGCCGAGUUUUCCUUAUGUGCGGUUCCCUGACUGCCAUUGUCUGGAUUCUCUACCCAAUUGCCUGGGGUGUUUGCGAGGGUGGCAACCUUAUUUCUCCUGACUCUGAGGCUAUCUUCUACGGUAUCCUUGACCUCAUCGCGAAACCUGUAUUUGGCGCCCUACUUCUCUUUGGCCAUCGAAACAUCGACCCUGCUCGCCUCGGAAUGCGAAUCCGAGAUAUCGACGAGCGAAUUAUUCCUGAAGGUCCCAACGUUAAGCCUGGUCAACAGCGAACUGGCGCUAAUGUCAAUGCUCCCGAAGGCUCAACCUCUGCCUAG
Fusarium venenatum is the source of this 909-nucleotide messenger RNA. RefSeq names its product opsin-like protein. The record is from RefSeq and is a predicted model, not a curated record. Gene Ontology annotation, cellular component: plasma membrane; endoplasmic reticulum. NCBI's taxonomy places the organism in Eukaryota, Fungi, Ascomycota, Sordariomycetes, Hypocreales, Nectriaceae. Gene Ontology annotation, biological process: monoatomic ion transport. Gene Ontology annotation, molecular function: monoatomic ion channel activity.